This is a messenger RNA of Tinamus guttatus (white-throated tinamou), 1565 nucleotides long. RefSeq names its product phosphodiesterase 9A (gene PDE9A). Lineage: Eukaryota; Metazoa; Chordata; Aves; Tinamiformes; Tinamidae. Gene Ontology annotation, biological process: signal transduction. Gene Ontology annotation, molecular function: 3',5'-cyclic-nucleotide phosphodiesterase activity. The record is from RefSeq and is a predicted model, not a curated record.
GUGGCAAGAUGGGAUCUGCCUCCUCAACUUACCGGCCCAAGUGUAUUUAUUUGGAUAUUGAUGGAAGAAUUCAAAAGGUGAUCUUUAGUAAAUACUGUAACUCCAAAGAUAUUAUGGAUCUCUUCUGCAUCGCAACGGGAUUACCAAGGAACACAACCAUCUCCCUUUUGACAGUGGACAAUUGCAUGGUAUCCAUUGAUCCAACAAUGCCCACAAACUCAGAGAGGUCUCCAUACAAAGUAAUACCUGUUGCCACUGGGCAACUCUCAGAGAAAGAAGAAUUGCUUCAGAAUUUAUUGGGACAAAUUGCAGAGCAAUUCUCAAGGGUUUUUAAAAUCAAUGAAAUGAAAACGGAAGUAGCUAAUCACUUGGCAAUGCUGGAGAAAAAAGUUGAAUUGGAAGGCCUGAAAGUAGUGGAGAUUGAGAAAUGCAAGAGCGACAUUAAAAAGAUGAGGGAGGAAAUGGCAGCAAGAAGCACCAGGACUAACUGUCCCUGCAAGUACAGCUUUUUGGAUGAAAACAAGAGGCCAGCUCCACGUCGGGAUGUACCCUCCUACCCAAAGUACAUGCUCUCCCAAGAGACCAUCGAAGCUCUUCGGAAACCAACCUUUGACGUCUGGCUGUGGGAGCCCAAUGAGAUGCUGAGUUGUUUAGAACAUAUGUACCAUGAUCUCGGGCUGGUUAAAGACUUUAACAUCAAUCCCAUCACAUUAAAGAGGUGGCUGCUGUGUAUUCACGACAACUACAGGAAUAACCCCUUCCAUAACUUCCGGCACUGCUUCUGCGUGACCCAGAUGAUGUACAGCAUGAUCUCCCUCUGCAGCCUUCAGGAGAAAUUUUCCCAAAUUGACAUCUUGAUUCUUAUGACUGCUGCAGUAUGCCAUGACUUGGAUCACCCUGGUUAUAACAAUACCUAUCAGAUAAAUGCACGAACAGAGCUUGCAGUACGCUACAACGACAUCUCCCCACUGGAGAACCAUCACUGUGCUGUGGCUUUCCAGAUCAUAUCCCAGCCGGAAUACAACAUUUUCUCCAACGUGGACCAGGACCAGUUCAAACAGAUAAGACAGGGGAUAAUUACAUUAAUCCUGGCUACAGAUAUGGCAAGGCAUGAAGAAAUACUGGACUCUUUCAAGGAAAAAAUGGAAAAUUUUGAUUAUUCGAAUGAAGAACACAUGACCUGCCUGAAGAUGGUCCUGAUAAAAUGUUGUGAUAUCUCCAAUGAAGUCCGCCCAAUGGAAGUAGCGGAGCCCUGGGUGGACUGCUUGCUAGAGGAAUAUUUUAUGCAGAGCGACCGAGAAAAAUCUGAGGGGCUUCCAGUGGCACCUUUCAUGGAUCGUGAUAAAGUGACCAAACCAACGGCACAGAUUGGAUUCCUUAAAUUUGUUCUCAUCCCCAUGUUUGAGACAGUGACAAAGUUAUUCCCAGAAGUGGAGGAGGUGAUGCUCCAGCCUCUUUGGGAAUCCAGGGACCGCUAUGAGGAAUUAAAACAGAUAGACGAUGCUAUGAAAGAGCUGCAGAAAAAGAAAAGUGAAAGCUUGACCAGCGGAAGCACCGAAAAGUGA